This is a messenger RNA of Miniopterus natalensis, 2347 nucleotides long. RefSeq names its product spindle apparatus coiled-coil protein 1 (gene SPDL1). Lineage: Eukaryota; Metazoa; Chordata; Mammalia; Chiroptera; Miniopteridae. The record is from RefSeq and is a predicted model, not a curated record. Gene Ontology annotation, cellular component: outer kinetochore; spindle pole. Gene Ontology annotation, biological process: establishment of mitotic spindle orientation; mitotic metaphase chromosome alignment; protein localization to kinetochore. Gene Ontology annotation, molecular function: kinetochore binding.
AGGUCUCUCUGGCGCGCUGGGUCCCCCUCGCACACCUGGGCGCAGUGAGCUCUCGGUGCAGCCGCGGCCCGCAGCAGCGGCAGGGGAGAGGAGUGGCAGAGUAGACUAAAAACAGGAAAAAAUUAUGGAGGCUGAUAUAAUUGCAGACCUUCGAUGCAAGCUCAAAGAGGUUGAAGAAGAGCGACUAAAAGCUGCACAGUAUGGUUUACAGCUAGUGGAGAGCCAAAACGAAUUGCAGACACAAUUAGAUAAAUGUCGUAAUGAAAUGAUGACCAUAACUGAGAAUUAUGAACAAGAAAAAUACACUCUUCAGAGAGAAGUUGAGCUCAAGAGUCGAAUGUUAGAAAGUUUGAGCUCUGAAUGCGAAGCUAUUAAACAAGAUCAAAAGAUGCAUCUGGAGAAAUUAGAAGAGCAGCUGAGCAGAACCCAUGGACAGGAAGUGAAUGAACUGAAAAAUAAGUUAGAAAAACUGAAAGCGGAAUUAGAUGAAGCUAGGCUUAGUGAAAAGCAGCUGAAGCACAAAGUGGAUUAUCAGAAGGAACUCCUCUCUUGUAAAUCAGAGGAAAUGCGGAUAAUGUCUGAGCGUGUACAUGAAAGCAUGUCUUCAGAGGUGCUGGCUCUUCAAGUGGAACUGACCGAAAUGGAAAGUAUGAAGACCACCCUCAAAGAAGAAGUGAAUGAACUACAGUACAGACAAGAACAACUAGAACUCCUUAAUACUAAUUUAAUGCGCCAGGUCGACCGGCUUACAGAAGAAAAAGAGGAGAGAGAGAAAGAAGCAGUGUCUUACUAUAAUGCCUUAGAGAAAGCUCGUGUAGCAAAUCAAGAUCUUCAAGUGCAAUUAGACCAGGCACUCCAGCAAGCCCUGGAUCCCAAUAGUAAAGGCAACUCUUUGUUUGCAGAGGUGGAAGAUCGAAGGGCAGCAAUGGAACGUCAGCUUAUCAGUAUGAAAGUCAAGUAUCAGUCACUAAAGAAGCAAAAUGCAUUUAAUAGAGAACAGAUGCAAAGAAUGAAGUUACAAAUCGCCACAUUGAUACAAAUGAAAGGGUCUCAAACUGAAUUUGAGCAGCAGGAACGGUUGUUUGCCAUGUUGGAGCAGAAGAAUGGUGAAAUCAAGCAUCUCUUAGGUGAAAUUAGAAAUCUGGAGAAAUUUAAGAGUUUAUAUGAAAGUAUGGAAUCUAAGCCUUCAGACAACUCUGGUGUUCCGAAUGAUACCACCUAUUACACGGAUUUACUUCAGAUAAAGCUUGACAACUCAAACAAAGAAAAUGAAAGCACUAAAGGGGAAUUGUCCAUACAGCGAAUGAAAGCAUUAUUUGAGAGCCAGCGGGCUCUGGAUAUUGAGCGAAAACUUUUUGCCAAUGAAAGAUGCCUCCAGUUUUCCCAAAGUGAAAAUAUGAAACUGAGAGCUAAAAUAGAUGAGUUAAAACUGAAGUAUGAACCUGAAGAGAAAAUUGAAGUGCCUGUACUCAAAAAGAGGCGUGAGGUACUGCCUGUGGAUGUAAACCCCCCUAACAGCGUAUGCACCAGCAGUGCUGCUACUGGGGAAGGAGUUUCUAGAUCACCUCAGAAAGAGGAGGCACAGUCCUGUGCUAGCAACUUAGGAGAUAACAACUUGCAGUUAGAAACGACAGUUUCUGUAAACACACCAGGAGUCACUCUCUCUCCUCACAAAAAUAUGCCCGUGACUUUUCAACCAACGAAGGAAAAGAAAUGUGUGAAACUUGUAGACGUUCCAGCCAUGAGUGAAAGAAGCGGAAACUCCCCUGACUCUCCCAGGUUAGCUGCUGAAUCAAAGCUUCAAACAGAAGUUAAAGAAGGGAAAGAAACUGCAAGCAAAUUGGAGAAGAAAACUUGUAAGAAAUCACACCCUAUUCUAUACGUGUCCUCUAAAUCAACUCCAGAGGCCCAGUGCCCUCAGCAGUAAAGACUGAUCUUUAACAAGAGUAGGUACCACUCAUCCAAAAGGUUGCUUUGGAGGUUAAUUAAGAUUAUCUUCAUCUGAAGUAUACCACCUUGUAGGUUAUUUCUUUCUACUCAAUGCGCCAGGACCUGGCAUGUUCAUAUUGUUUUGACCAAGUGUUCUAAAUUUGGUUGUGACUAACCAGGAGAUUCCUUAAGUGAUGGCCCUUUAUGGAGCUUCUGUGUGAAUAAACUAUUAACUGAAGGAAGGUGUUGUUAUAAAUCUAUUUGUUGCAUUGUAUAUAGGUUUUUUAAGUGAUAUAAACAUACCGUCAGAGCCAUAUAUUAUAUUGUAAGUAGAUUUUGUCAGUUUAAAGCACCUAUGUUCAUCUUUGUAUUUUUAAUUCUGAACUUUCUAAAUAAAGAUUUUUUUGCCUUUAAAUGA